Molecule: messenger RNA, 996 nt
Organism: Myotis lucifugus (little brown bat)
Lineage: Eukaryota; Metazoa; Chordata; Mammalia; Chiroptera; Vespertilionidae
Product: ras-GEF domain-containing family member 1C-like
Biological process (GO): positive regulation of GTPase activity; Ras protein signal transduction
Cellular component (GO): plasma membrane
Molecular function (GO): guanyl-nucleotide exchange factor activity
Source: RefSeq, a predicted model, not a curated record
AUGGUUCUGGUCACCCCCACCCUGGCCUCCAUUGAGAGCAUGCUGCUCCAGGGCCGAGCAUACAGAGCGAGGCUGCACCAGGUCCUGCAGGCUCUGCACCAGAAGCUGGCAGCCCCGGGCCUGGGGCCAGAAAGCCUCCUGGGUGCGGACCGGCCCAUCUCCUGCAGGACCCAGCCACCGGCCUCCAUCCGCAGGGAGCGCCUCGGCGUCUGCAGCGACCCCUACAGGCUGGCCCAGCAGCUGACCCUUGUGGAGCUGGCUCGGCUGCGACACAUCGGGCCCGAGGAGUUUGUCCAGGCUUUUGUGAACAAGGACCCUCUGGCCAGCACCAAGCCCUGUUUCGGUGGUAAGACCAGGAACCUGGAGGCUUACGUGAAAUGGUUCAACAGGUUGUGCUACCUCGUGGCCACUGAGGUCUGCAUGCUGUCCAAGAAGAAGCAGGGGGCCCAGGUGAUCGAGUUCUUCAUCGACGUGGCCCGCGAGUGCUUCAACAUUGGCAACUUCAACUCCCUCAUGGCCAUCGUCUCUGGCAUGAACAUGAGCCCCGUGUCCAGGCUGAGGAAGACCUGGGCCAAAGUGAAGACAGCCAAGCUUUUCAUCCUGGAGCAUCAGAUGGAUCCAAGGAAUUUCUGCAACUACAGGACAGCCCUGCGAGGGGCCGCCCACUGCUCCCUGACCGCCCACAGUAGCCAGGAGAAGAUCGUCGUUCCCUUCUUCAGCCUGCUCGUCAAAGACAUCUACUUCCUCAACGAGGGCUGUGCCAACCGCCUCCCCAACGGACACGUCAACUUUGAGAAAUUUCUGGAGCUGGCCAAGCAGGUUGGAGAGUUCAUCACAUGGAAACAAGUGGAGUGUCCCUUCGAGCAAGACCCCAGCAUCACCCACUACCUGUGCACUGCCCCCGUCUUCAGUGAAGACGGUCUUUAUUUGGCUUCCUGUGAAAAUGAGAGCCCAGAGAACCACACAGAAAAAGAGAGAUGGAAAUCUCUAAGGUGA